AUGAAGCUAGAGGCACAGCGACCUGUCAUUGGUGGAGGCUUGAUCUCCCAAGGACUCAGAGAAGGGGCAAAGAGGCACAGUGAGCCGCGGUGCCAGCUGCAGACGAGUGAGUGCAGAGCCAUGGGCGGCCGCUGCAGCCUCGCCUGUACCACAGAGGAGGAAUAUUACCAGGACAUCUGCUCCACCAGACACUGCUUCUGCUGCGUUACCAAGCCGCGGUGCCAGCUGCAGACGAGUGAGUGCAGAGCCAUGGGCGGCCGCUGCAGCCUCGCCUGUACCACAGAGGAGGAAUAUUACCAGGACAUCUGCUCCACCAGACACUGCUUCUGCUGCGUUACCAGACCUUCAUGCCAGUCCCAGACGAGGCUGUGUCAAGCCAUGGGCGGCCGCUGCAGUCUUGUGUGUGACGUUGAGGAGGACACACGUCCCUACCUCUGCUCCUCUGACCGCUGUUCCUGCUGUGUCAGAGGCAAGUUCUAUCCUCCUUUACCACUUUAUGGAGGCAUCUGGAAGUUGUUAAGUAUCAUUGUUUCCAGAGAGUAA
Messenger RNA from Procambarus clarkii (red swamp crayfish), 543 nucleotides. The record is from RefSeq and is a predicted model, not a curated record. Lineage: Eukaryota; Metazoa; Arthropoda; Malacostraca; Decapoda; Cambaridae.